This is a messenger RNA of Sorex fumeus (smoky shrew), 863 nucleotides long. RefSeq names its product transmembrane protein 179B (gene TMEM179B). NCBI's taxonomy places the organism in Eukaryota, Metazoa, Chordata, Mammalia, Eulipotyphla, Soricidae. Bases 41 to 700 code for a protein of 219 amino acids. The transcript is spliced from 5 exons. The record is from RefSeq and is a predicted model, not a curated record.
GUGGCCGUGGCCGUGGCCGUGGUGGUGGUGGGGGCGCGCCAUGGCGCUGCCCUGGCUGCAGCGCGUCGAGCUUACGCUCCUGGCCGCCGCCUUCCUGUGCGGGGCCGUGGCGGCGGUGGCGCUGACUCGGACCCAGGGCUCCUUCAGGGGCAGCUGUCCCCUGUACGGUGCGGCUACCCUGAAUGGCACCUCUCUGGCCUUGUCCCAGCCCUCGGCCCCAUCGCUCUGCUAUUUUGUGACCGGGGCCUCCGGCUUCCUGGCCCUCUACUGUCUCCUCCACCUGCUCUUCUGGGUCUACAGCAGCUGCAUUGAGGAUUCCUACAGAGGCCCCAUUGGGCUCCGCAUAGCACUGGCCGUCUCCGUUCUAGCCAUCUUCCUGCUCUUAGUGUCCGCCUGUAUUCUUCAUUUUGGUACCAGUUCUCUCUGCAAAUCCAUCGUCUCCCAGAACAUAACAAAUAGUUGCUCUGCAGCCCAGAAAAUCCGAUGGACACCCCCUGGAAUUGCUUUGCAGUUUUACUCCAAUCUAUACAACGCUGAAAUCUCCUCUUGGGUGAAUCUGCUGUUGUGGUGUGUGGUGUUGGUGCUCCAAAUUGUGCAGUGGAAGUCUGAAGCCACUUCCUUCCGGCCUCGGCAGAGAGGGGACCCUGCGUGGAGCUCUGAGACUGAUGUGCUGGUUGGGACUCGCCUCCCCUAUUACUGAAGAGCAAGGAGAGUCUUUCUGCCAAGAUCAGACUGGGUGCUGGAAGUCCUCUUGUCCUGCACGGCAGGGAGCCUGUAUCAGUGAAUCCUGAUGGCAGGCCCCCUCCUCCAUCUCUUCCUACAGCUAUUUUUGUACCAAAAUAGUGUUCCUUUCUUCUCUCGUA